GUUUUACGAUAUCAAAACGUUCUCGAACGCUUCUUGAAUCAAAUUUUGUUAGCAAAAGUUCCGCUUCAAAAACUGCUUCAAAAUGUCCCUCGCCGACGAACUCCUCGCCGAUCUGGAGGAUGACAACGACGAGGAGGACGAGCUGCUGGAGGAGAUCAAAAAGGAACCGGAAGCUAUCGAGGAAGAUGAGACUGCCGGCCACCAAUCGGGCGGCGAAGAGGAACCCAUCAUAAUGGACGUGAAGGAUGAACCGAUGGAGGUGGACGUGAAGGUCGCCUCGAUCCGGGAGAUCUGCAAGCUGCGCGACUCGGACCGGCUGAAGAACGUGCUGACGCAGAUCGCGCACUUUGUGAAGAACCCGCGCAAGACGUCCGAGAUGAUCGGGAACGUCGAGUCCGACCCGGAGUACCAGCUGAUCGUGGAGGCGAACAACAUUGCGGUCGAGAUUGAUAAUGAAAUUUCAAUCGUCCACAAAUUCGUCAAAGACAAGUACCAAAAGCGGUUCCCGGAGCUCGACUCCCUCAUCAUGGUCGAAAUGGACUACGUUCGCAGCGUCAAAGAGCUGGGCAACGAUUUGGACCAGGCCAAAAACAACGAGCGACUGCAGGAGAUCCUCACCCAGGCAACGAUUAUGAUCGUUUCGGUGACGGCUUCCACAACCCAGGGCGUCCGGCUGGAACCGCUAGAGCUGCAACGGAUCAACGAGGCGUGCGAUAUGGCCGUUGAGUUGGGCGACUUCAAGAGCAGGAUUUUCGAAUACGUCGAAAGCCGGAUGACCUUCAUCGCGCCCAAUUUGUCUAUGAUCGUGGGCGCUUCCACGGCGGCCAAGUUGGUGGGGUUGGCCGGAGGCCUAACCAGGUUGUCCAAAAUGCCUGCCUGCAAUGUGUUGGUGCUGGGCUCGCAGAAGAAAACGCUGUCCGGAUUCUCCAAGGUGGCCAUGCUGCCGCACACCGGUUACGUCUACUACUCGGACAUUGUGCAGGAAACGCCACCCGACCUGCGCCGGAAAGCGGCCCGCCUGGUGGCCUCCAAAAGCACGCUGGCUGCGCGCGUUGACGCCUGCCACGAGAGCCACCUCGGAGAAAUCGGCCAACGGUUCCGCGAAGACAUCGAGAAAAAGCUGGACAAGCUGCAGGAACCGCCGCCGGUCAAGUUCAUCAAACCGCUCCCAAAACCAAUCGAGGGUGGCAAAAAGAAGCGCGGUGGCAAGCGGGUGCGCAAGAUGAAGGAACGGUACGCGAUCACCGAGUUCCGAAAACAGGCCAACCGCAUGAACUUUGGAGACAUCGACGAGGACGCGUACCAGGAGGAUCUCGGCUACUCGCGCGGCACCAUCGGCAAAACCGGCACCGGCCGCAUCCGAUUGCCCCAGAUCGACGAGAAGACCAAGGUGCGCAUCAGCAAGACGCUGCAGAAGAACUUGCAGAAGCAGCAGCAGGUUUGGGGCGGCAGCACCACCGUCAAGAAGCAAAUCUCCGGCACGGCGUCCAGUGUGGCUUUCACGCCGCUGCAGGGCCUGGAAAUUGUGAACCCGCAGGCGGCGGAACGGCCCGCCAGCGAGAGCACCGCCAAGUAUUUCUCCAACACGUCCGGCUUUCUGUCGGUGGGCAAGAAGACGACGUAGAUGGGGGGUUUCGGAGUAUGUGUGUCGGUAUGGUGUAUGUGUGCGCUUGGAUAGAAACAAUAAAACUGUUGAUGAAUUCUAUA
Culex quinquefasciatus (southern house mosquito) is the source of this 1707-nucleotide messenger RNA. It is a transcript of the gene Prp31, whose product is annotated as U4/U6 small nuclear ribonucleoprotein Prp31. Gene Ontology annotation, cellular component: precatalytic spliceosome; U4 snRNP; U4/U6 x U5 tri-snRNP complex. The record is from RefSeq and is a predicted model, not a curated record. Lineage: Eukaryota; Metazoa; Arthropoda; Insecta; Diptera; Culicidae. The transcript has 3 exons. Gene Ontology annotation, biological process: mRNA splicing, via spliceosome; spliceosomal tri-snRNP complex assembly. Bases 83 to 1624 code for a protein of 513 amino acids.